AAAUGAGAUAAAUAUUUUUAUUUAUUUUAUUUUUUUUUUGGUUUUUCAUUAUCACUAACACCAAAGCAGAAAUUAAAGAACCGUGAAUAAACAUGAGCUCGAGUACUGUAUCAUUCAGUAAAGUGUUCGAAGUCACCAAGCAGUAUCCUGCAUUGUCAGUAGGAUUAGUUAUUUUUACAUUUAUUUUACAUAUUAUUGAUAUCUUUACAGGAUUUUAUCUUGCAGGGAAGUUUUCCUUAAGUCCAAAAUCUAUCUUUGAAUUUGAUUUGAAUAGAGUAUCAUUUUAUUUAUUAUUUCAUAUUAAUUUAAUUCAUUGGUUAUUUAAUAUUGCUACAUUAUUUACUCCAUUAGCUAUAUUUGAAAGGAAACAUGGUACUAUUCAUACUGGUAUAACAUUAAAUUUAUUAGCAGUUAUUACUGCAAUUCAAUAUACAAUUGUAGGAAUUUGGUUAUAUCCUGAAACAAAAGUUAUUGGACUUUCUGGAGUUGCCUUUUCAUUCUUAGCUUAUUUAGCAUAUAAUGAAUCACAAAUAACUCCAAAUAUUCAUUUAUUUCGUCAAGGUAAUAGAGAUUAUAAUUUCCCAACUAUUUAUGCUCCUAUAGCAACCUUAUUUUUAUGUUAUAUUUUAAUUCCUGGUUCAUCAUUCUUUGGACAUUUAUUUGGAUUAACUUCUGGUUAUUUAUUAAGUUUUGGUUAUAUUAAUGUAUUAUAUCCUCCACCAAAAGUUAUUCUUUUUAUAGAAAAGAAGUUAGAAAAAGGUAUUGAAAAGUUACAAAAUCUUGUAAUUUAUUAUAAAGAAGAAGAUAAUAGUCGUUCAGUAACUUAUUCAUCAUCAUUUACUAAUGAUUUAGAAUUUGGUUCAUUAUUUAGUGCAUCUUCAACUGCCACUUCGACUGUACCUCAACAAGCAACAUUUAGAGGUGAAGGUCAUAUAUUAGGUACUCCAUCAGUUGGAGAUUCAGCUGCUGCUACUCUUGAAUCUAGUAAUGUUUAGAUCCAUAAUAAAUUAUCAAUGUAUAUAGUCAUUCAUAGAUUAUUUAUAAAUAUAUAUAUACCUUAUGCACUAUUAUAGUAUAGUAUAGUAUAGUAUAGUAUACCUUAUUAUGCACUACUAUACUAU
Messenger RNA from Scheffersomyces amazonensis, 1121 nucleotides. Its product is annotated as putative rhomboid protease. The coding region runs from base 93 to 995 and encodes 300 amino acids. Gene Ontology annotation, cellular component: membrane. NCBI's taxonomy places the organism in Eukaryota, Fungi, Ascomycota, Pichiomycetes, Serinales, Debaryomycetaceae. Gene Ontology annotation, molecular function: serine-type endopeptidase activity. The transcript has a single exon. The record is from RefSeq and is a predicted model, not a curated record.